AGUAUAUUAUUAAAAAUGAAGUCACGCUUCUGGAAUAGUUGGACUAAAGAGGAACCCAAGGUUAGAUCAUCAAUUGUUGUUAAAGAGCGUGAUGACAUGAAGAGAAAUUGUGAGGAAUUUAGAACAAAAACACGACAAAAUGAUUUUCAAAUAAGAGAUAAUUUUAGCUCGAAUCGAAACGGAAAGUUGCGCAAUAGUGGACUCGAUGACGAACAUGAGGAUGAUGAUGAUGAUAAUGAGAGUCCUGUAAAUAAUGGAAAAAAUUCCGAAUUUAUUUGGGAUUCGGAAAAAAAUUCAUUCUAUGAAUCUCGAAGAAGGAAGUCUAAGAAUACAGAUACAGAUCACCAUGACAAAUGCAACCAAGUAAAACUGACAAACGGAAAGUCAAGAACAAGCAACGGUUUUGUGAAACAGGUCAAGCGAUCCGAUGAAUCACUGAGAUCAUUGGAUUGUGAACGGCAAGGUGCGAAUUUUCAGCCGAGUUAUGAUGAAAAGAAACGUUACUUUUAUAAUGAUGAAGUGAGAAAUGGUAACUGUGAGCCAAUCAAAUUUGUCAGAAAAAUUGAGGAGUUUGAAUACAGGCGUGAUACCGAUGAUUUAAAAUCGAUACAUCAGAAAUGUCAAAAGCCGAGUCGUACCCUUUUGUCAAGAGCUUCAAAUGGUGACUUAGUUCAAGGACGAUCUUUAUCAACUGCAAAAGACGAUCCUGGUAGCAAAGGUUGUAAGGAGGAAUUCGUUUAUGUAGACAAAAGAUCUUUGCGAAAUGACAACGACCGUCUGUUCGAUCGCGAUAUUGAGGAGAAUGGUAGACAUAUCAUAAAUGGAAGCCGAAGAAGUAGAAGCAAUGAUUAUUCACAAAAAAAGAGAGGUUGUGACAAAGAAGAAAAUGUUGAAAAAUACAAUUCACAGAUAUUAAGAUACGAUAGAACACGAGAGCCAAGAAGAAGCUCGGAUCUAGUCAAAAGUAGUAAAGAAAAUUCAUUUAAUGAGCCUGAUGGUGGAUUACGACAAAGAAGUUCUUCGAGUUAUCGAAAAGAUAAGCUCUGGGACGAAAAAGCUCCCUCUAAAUCGAGGGAGUCAUCAAGUAGACGAGAAUCUUCUCGUGAUCGUCAAAUUUUUCGUAAAAUUUCCUUCAAGCUUAAACCUAAAGAUCCUUCUAAAAAGGACUUGAAGAACAACAAUGAGUCAGAUUCUAUUAGGAGUAAACCUCGGAGAGACAAUCAUCGACACUCGAGAGCUCUCUCUCCUCCCACGUUGGAGGAUCUUGAGGUUGAAGACGUUUCGAGACAUUGUAAAGUCUUCUCGUCUAAGGAUUACCGCGACGAAUGCAUCAAAGAGGAGAAAAAAAGUAACCACAACUACCGCGGCUCACGAGAUCUGACUUGGGUGGAGAAGGAAUUGUCAUGGUACUCAAGUGAAGAGUCACCUGAACGAGGUACGAGAUUUUCUUCUGAUAAUGAUGAUAGUGAUGAUGUGGGAUUUUCUACUAUUGAACGUAAUGGAACAACUGUUAUAAGGAUUCACACAAAUUCAAGAAGUCCUGAUCGAUUUAAAAGCUCAGAAAGGACAUCACGUGAACGACGAUAUCAGUGUAGACGUAGCCGCAAUAAUGUCGCGAUGAGACAUUAUAACAGAUAUGAUGAGGAAGAGGAUGCUGAAGAGGAUGACGAAGAGGAAGAAGAUGAUAUGGAUGAGGAUAUUGACUUCUUUAGCCGAAAGAAACGCCCAUCAGAUUCACUUUCAACCCGGAAUCACCGAGACUCGAGCGUCCAGAUCACAGACCUUGAAGAUGGCCAACCGUGUUUACAAUGUGGUGAAACUUGUUCCGGAUUUUCUCCGCAUACGUGGCGGAAAAAUUGCACGAGUUGUAAAUGUCCGAAGGAAGUACACGAUGUUUGUCAUGAAGAAUGGGUGUCUGUGAGAGCGAGAUUAGGCCUAAAAGGUGAAGAUCCGAAUAACUAUGUUGCAUUUGAUCCUAGAGAAAAAGGACUUGCUUGGGCCCCACCGGGACUUCCUCCACAUAAGGUGGAGGAGUAUUUUUCAAUGCUUCCGGAAAUAUCUGUUCCACGACUGGGUACUCCUGGUGAACGUCAUCGAGACCGGCAACUAGCAACCCAAUUGCCUAAACAAGACUUAGCUCGAGCUUACUGUCGUCAUCUGGAUUCCCGACAUUAUGCGAGUGCUGACGAUUUUAUGGCCGCUCGCAAUGAAAUUGCCCUAGACAUUGGUAGUGUUCAGGAAGUCCUUGAAAGAGGCCACGAAUGUGGAGUUUGCCAUGAGCCUUUAAAAUACGGAAGUCUUGCUGUGAUGGCAAGUAAACUGGGUAUUCUUUAUCAUCCUUCCUGUUUCCAGUGUACACAAUGCAGAGAAUUGCUAGUAGAUUUAGCUUAUUGCGUUCAUGAUGAUGCAUUAUACUGUGAGAGGCAUUAUGCUGAGAAAUUAAUGCCUAGAUGUGCUGCAUGUGAUGAGUUAAUUUUCAGUGGCGAGUACACAAAAGCAAUGAACAAGGAUUGGCACAGCGGUCACUUUUGCUGUUGGCAGUGCGACGAAUCCUUGACCGGACAACGUUAUGUCCUAAGAGACGAACAUCCGUAUUGCAUCAAGUGCUACGAAAGUGUUUUUGCAAACGGAUGCGAAGAGUGCAACAAAAUUAUCGGUAUCGACUCAAAGGAUCUCUCCUACAAGGACAAGCACUGGCACGAGGCCUGCUUCCUCUGCAACAAGUGCAGGGUCUCCUUGGUGGACAAACAGUUCGGAAGCAAGGUCGACAAGAUCUACUGCGGCAAUUGCUACGAUGCUCAGUUUGCAAGUCGUUGCGAUGGAUGUGGCGAGAUCUUCCGUGCUGGAACCAAGAAGAUGGAAUACAAAACUCGACAGUGGCACGAGAAAUGCUUUUGCUGCGUCGUCUGCAAGAAUCCCAUUGGCACGAAGAGCUUCAUUCCGCGCGAGCAGGAAAUCUAUUGUGCUAGCUGUUACGAAGAUAAAUUUGCUACUCGAUGUGUCAAGUGCAACAAGAUUAUCACCAGUGGCGGUGUGACAUACAAGCAAGAGCCAUGGCACAGAGAUUGUUUCACUUGCAGCCAUUGCAACAACUCACUGGCAGGCCAACGAUUCACUUCACGAGAUGAUAAACCUUAUUGUGCUGAGUGCUUUGGCGAGCUCUUUGCCAAAAGGUGUACCGCUUGCUCCAAACCAAUCACUGGUAUUGGCGGAACGCGUUUCAUCUCAUUCGAGGACAGACAUUGGCACAAUGACUGCUUCAUCUGUGCUGGAUGCAAUACUUCACUAGUCGGACGUGGAUUCAUUACUGAUGGCGACGAUAUCAUCUGUCCCGAGUGCGCCAAACAGAAGCUCUCGGAAUGAAAAUCGUACGGAAAAAAUGAGUAACGAAUGAGGGAGGAAAAAAUGCAGGCGAAAAGAUAGAGUUGAAGGAAUGUAUGUGGUAAAAAAAAAAAAAGAUAAUAAGAAAACGUAAAACAUCAAACAAAUUUAAUUAUCGAGCACAAUAACAAGCUGUAAUCUCACUAUGAUUGACACGAAUUUAUUAAAACGAUUAUACAAAAACGAGUAUUUACAUAUUACAUUAUAUCAAUGUCAGUGUUGUCUUAAAUUAUUCUCAAAUUAAUAUCUAUAUAUAUACAUGAGUUUUCGAAUAAAUUUCAACUCACAAUCGUAGUGAAAUUAGUCAUUUGUUACUAUAAUAGUCAUUUAUAAUUUCAACUUCUUAUGUACUACGUUAGCUCCUUAAUAAAGCGUACUCCAGCUGUUUUCGAAGUAAACUUUCGAGAACUGCUGGAUUCAGAAGAUACUGUGUUGAUAUCAAAUAAAGAAAAACGAAAAAAUAUAAAAAAAAAAAAUAGUCCCGAUGAAAAAAACAUCACAAUGGGAACAAUGUGCAGAUGCCUCAAAAAAUAAUAUUAAAAAAAAAAGAAAUCGCUUAAUAUUAAUAUAUUAUUAUACUUAUUAUUAUUGUAAUUAUUAUUAUUAUUCUUAUAAUGAUUAUAUUAAAAGUAUCCUUCAAGAGAGAUUGAGCUAAUGGGGAAGUGAAUAGAGUUAAAGGUGAUGUUAUUAAUAUUAUUUCUCAAUUAAAUUUAUUUCUUUUGAUUUACUUGUGCUUUUUAUGAUAUCAAAUGAACAAAGAGUUUCUAAAAUGUAUUUGUUCUCAUGAGAUGUGAGUCUCAUUAAUUCUCAUUUCAGACUAAUCUCGAUAAACUAUUUAAUUGAUCUACUUUCCGAUCUAUUUUUACGUUUAUUGAUGGACUUUGAUAACUAAUGAUCAAUUAUUCUGGGCUAUUUUGGUGCAGAUGUUGUGACGUUUUUGUUAUUUUAAUUAUUGUAACUAUCAUUCUAUAAUACAAAAGAAAAUGAUACAAUAAGUUUUGAAAUGCAAUGACCUUUUUUGCUUUUGCCGGUAUUGCAUUCAAAGCAUUAUUUGUGAAAUAAUAAAACGAUCGAUCGAUAUAUACAAACGCACUGUAAAAAUAAUCAACGUGCGCUUUACAGAAAAAAAAACAAACGAAAUUAGUGGCCUUAUUGUGAUCAAUGCACUCAAAUACGUAAGAGAUCUAUAGUUUGUGGAAUAAAAUUAUUAUUGUUAAUAAUAACAGAUUGAAAUAAAGAAAUUAUAUUUAAAAAAA
This is a messenger RNA of Chelonus insularis, 4637 nucleotides long. RefSeq names its product Limpet (gene Lmpt). The record is from RefSeq and is a predicted model, not a curated record. The coding region runs from base 16 to 3363 and encodes 1115 amino acids. Gene Ontology annotation, molecular function: transcription coregulator activity; zinc ion binding. The transcript is spliced from 10 exons. Gene Ontology annotation, cellular component: nucleus; Z disc. Lineage: Eukaryota; Metazoa; Arthropoda; Insecta; Hymenoptera; Braconidae.